Messenger RNA from Anguilla rostrata (American eel), 6739 nucleotides. Its product is annotated as tyrosine-protein kinase receptor UFO. NCBI's taxonomy places the organism in Eukaryota, Metazoa, Chordata, Actinopteri, Anguilliformes, Anguillidae. Gene Ontology annotation, molecular function: transmembrane receptor protein tyrosine kinase activity; protein binding; ATP binding. Bases 785 to 3514 code for a protein of 909 amino acids. The transcript has 20 exons. Gene Ontology annotation, biological process: positive regulation of kinase activity; natural killer cell differentiation; negative regulation of apoptotic process. The record is from RefSeq and is a predicted model, not a curated record. Gene Ontology annotation, cellular component: signaling receptor complex; plasma membrane.
AGGGGGAGGUACAGGGGAGGAGGGAGCCGGAGAAUGGAAAGAAGUUCAGUCAAGGAAUUUGAGUCCUGUUUGAAGGGGGAAAGAAGAAAGAAAAUAAUUGGGGUAAGGCUCCAAGACGGCAGCACAGGCUCGGGGAAAAGGAGAGCGACAGAUCGAGGAGACGUGAGCAAGAGAGAAGGCACAAACCCUUUGGAGCCGAAACAUCCAUUCCAUAAACCACUUUUUUUAAACAGACCGCUUUGUUGCUAAAACUUGUAGAGAUCUUUUUUCUCCGGUUCCUAUAACUCUACCAAACAGAAAGAAAAGCCUCGUGGAAUAUAAUAUUUGUGUGUUUUUUUAUUUAUUCUUUUUUUAGGAACAUUGAGCGGCGGUGUUUGGUGCUUUGCCGCAAAACACUUGGAUUUUAUCCUCAUUUGUUGUCUUUAGAUAUAUAAACUAAAACUACGUGGAUUUAUUCGGUCACUGAUUUGUUUUCCAUGUCCAUACUCGGUGGCACAUUCCUUCUACUUAGAUGUUUGUAUAAACACUUUAAGGAACCAAUCGUGUGCCGCAAAGAAGACAAAGUUUACGGAAGUAUUAGAUGAAAGGUCGCUGUACCUGUUAAUUAAUUUACUCAACUGCGGGAGCUACAAACGUAAACGUCCCGUGCUUUGUUUUGGUGCUGUAACUGGCUGAGAGCGACGAUGCGGUGAUACGAACGGAACAGCCCCGGUGACUUGUGUUAACUACAGUUCAAAUCUCCAAAGGAAUUCUAAUUGAUCAGGGCCGUCCAAGGAGAAAGAGGAUGAACGGAGGGUCAGGGUUCACGCUGUUGCUGACGGUGUUUGUAUCCGCAAUUUGGAACCCAGGUACAGCCAAACCUGUGCCAGGGACGCGUUUCAUCCAGAGCCCGGGAAAUGUGACCUCUUCCCUGGGGAAGCCAGUGCAGCUGCAGUGCACGCUGCAGGGGGGGGCGGGGGAAGAGGAGCCCCCGGACGUGGUGUGGCAGAGGGACGGCCAGCCCCUGGACUUCGCCGACACUAACCAGAUGCAGGUGCCCGCCGUGGACGGCGGCUGGCUGACCAUCAGCGAGCUGAGGAUCGAGGCGGUGCAACUUUCGGACAUGGGGGGAUACCGCUGCUCAGUCACAGAGGGGGGCCAGGAGACGGUGUCCCAUCAGGGCCACAUUCAGCUGGAGGGCCUCCCUCAUUUCUCUAUGGAGCCCUAUGCCAUGUCGGCGGUGGCCAAUGUGAGCCUGAGUCUGCGCUGUGUGGCCCACGGGCCUCCAGAACCGGUGCGGGUCAUCUGGCUGCAGGACGGGGCGCCACUCAACACCCUGCAGGACCCGGUGUCCCUGUCCCCCUCCACACUCAACAUCACAGGCCUCAACAAGACCAGCGCUUUCUCCUGCGAGGCCCACAACCGCAAAGGCGUGGCCACCUCGGCCUCCGGGACCGUGACAGUCAUCCCAGACCAGCCGAAGGCAGUGCAGGCCGUGGAGGUCACCAACGCCAGUCUGCGCAUCAUCUGGGAGCCCGGCUUUGCAGGGGUGUACCCCAUCAGAGUGUGCUCCAUCCAGGCCACGCCCUCCAAUGCUGACCUCAGCAUGGUAUCCAGUCACAUGAUCCACAACCAGAACAUCAACGUGCCGCCCGCCAGCCACCUGAUCCCGGACCUGGAGCCCUUCAGCUCUUACCACGUGCGGGUGGCCUGCCGCAGCAGCCAGGGCGCCUCCUCCUGGACACCCUGGGUACUGCUGCACACCGCCGAAGGAGUUCCAGAGUCGGCUCCGGAGAACAUAAGUGCGGUGGCCAAUGGGACGGAGGUGACAGUUAGCUGGACUCCGCCUUUAGGAAGACUCAACGGGCGCCUGCUUGGAUACAAACUGGAAUACAGCACCCCCAACAUCACUCAGACUGUGCUGGAUGCAGGGCCAUCCACUGAGCUGUCCAUCAACCUGUCUGAGCCCCUGUCCAAUGUGACUCUCCGGGUUUGUGCUUACACGGGGGCGGGGCCAGGACCCUGGAGCCCCGCCCACAUUCUCACUCUUGUACCGUCAGUGCCGGGGCCUCAGUCCAGAGGCAUCUCCACCCUUCAGCUGUUCUCCUGGCGCUGGUGGUACGUGGUCAUGGCGAUCGCCGUCGCCGUGGCGCUGGCGGCCUUCAUCGCGGUGUACGUGGCCAGACUGCGGCGCAAGGAGACGCGCUUCGGAGAGGCGUUCCAGCCCAUGAUGGAUGGUGGGGAGUUGGUGGUGAGGUACCGAGCACGACGUUCCUACAGCCGCCGGUCCACAGAGGCCACAUUGAACAGCCUGGUCAUCAGUGAUGAGCUGAAGCAGAAACUCCAGGACGUGAUGGUGGACAGACACAAACUUACCCUGGGAAAGACACUGGGUGAAGGCGAGUUCGGGUCUGUGAUGGAGGGGCUGCUGACCCAGGAGCAGUUUGUGCUCAAAGUGGCCGUCAAAACCAUGAAGAUUGCCAUCUGCACUCGCAGCGAGAUGGAGGACUUCCUUCGAGAGGCUGCCUGCAUGAAGGAGUUCGACCACCCCAACGUCAUGAGGCUCAUAGGUGUGUGCCUGCAGACGGUGGAGAGCGAGGGCUACCCGUCCCCCGUGGUCAUCCUGCCCUUCAUGAAGCACGGCGACCUGCACAGUUACCUGCUCUACUCUCGGCUGGGCGACUCCCCCGUGUUCCUGCCAUCUCAGAUGCUGGUCAAGUUCAUGACGGACAUCGCGCGGGGCAUGGAGUAUUUGAGCAACAAGAACUUCAUCCACAGGGACCUGGCUGCUCGAAACUGCAUGCUGAACGAGAACAUGACGGUGUGCGUGGCCGACUUCGGCCUGUCCAAGAAGAUCUACAACGGAGACUACUACAGGCAGGGCCGCAUCUCCAAGAUGCCCGUCAAGUGGAUCGCCAUCGAGAGCCUGGCAGACCGGGUCUAUACCACCAAGAGCGACGUGUGGUCCUUUGGAGUGACGAUGUGGGAGAUCGCCACUAGGGGGCAGACACCCUACCCUGGCGUGGAGAACAGUGAGAUCUACGACUACCUGAGACAGGGCAACCGACUCAAACAGCCCCCUGACUGCCUGGAUAGCAUCUACUCCCUCAUGUUCUCCUGCUGGUUCCUGAGUCCCAAAGACCGGCCCGGGUUCGAGUCGCUGCGCUGCGAGCUGGAGAAGGCCCUGGAGGAGCUGCCCGACCUGCUGGAGGCGGACGAGAUCCUCUACGUGAACAUGGAGGAGCCCGGGUCCGAGCGGGGCGCGGCGGGGGGCUGGGAGCACGCCCCCCCGCCCUUCUCCCUCAAGGCCUUCGACUCGGUGGCCACGGCGGAGGUGCACCACCCGGGCCGCUACGUCCUCUGCCCCCAGCACGAGGCCCAGCGGCUGUUCUCCGACUCCACCGAGAGCCUCAACCUCCUGGGCUCCUCCUCCACCCCCACCCUGCUCCUGGAGCCCUCCCCCUGCUCCACCCCCGGCCCCUCGGAUGCCCGGGAGGACCAGGAGGGGGGUGCUAAGAAGGUCCCCUGGCAUUGACCCCCCUCCCCUCCCCCCACCCCCACAGAGGCUCUCUGACACUCCUUAGCGACGGUUACAGUGCAGGUGUGAGGGCGGGGUCAGGUGGUCGAUGCAUCGGUCUUCGAGUGAGCGCGUUGUUUCAAGAUGAAGAACUAGAGAGACAGUCUGGACUGGAGUUCUUCUACGCAGACUGACUCGCCCACAGGCAUUAUCCCGACGCAAUGCCAGGGAAGACAGACACGACGCGGUACUCACCGCCGCACCGGCACGAUACCAAAAUCCUGAAGGCAAACGCCGGCUGUUCACAUCAGCUACCCCUAGUCUCUUUACAAUUGUACUCAGUCCCACUUUGUGUAUCAGGAGAAUGUGGGUAUUUUUCAGAGACCACGUGACCAAAACAUAUUUACUUCUACUUUUAAUGACUUUUUAAAAAUGUUUUCCAUACUUGACAUUCCAUUAUAUUCUAUUCAAGGGAAAAUCUGUGAUGACGGACAGUGUAUCCUGACCGAAUUGCUAUGGCUCCUAGUUAGGCCUAUAGGGGAACAGUGUGAGCACAGCCGUACCAGAACAUUCAGGUUUCAGAACCUAAACGGACCCGAGAGCAAGGACACAUCCUAAAGCACGAGCACUUCAGAACCAGCACGCGCAGUCCUACCAGUAGGGGGCGAUGUGCUGGAAACCUGCGCAAUCUAAAUCAGUGCGAAUCGAUACCGAAACAGUGUUAGACCUGAUUCAAAGGAGCACGCGAUGAGAUGAGUGCAAGCAUCGAAUGCACGGUCUGAGUGUGCGGAGCCUUUGUGUCACUGCUUAAAGAUCAACAUUCCGACUCAGUGUUGCCAGAUUUGAAAACGGUGAACCCGCCCAAAGCCAUUUUUCCUAGCACAAUUACAUUUCAAAAGUAGCCCAGUCGGGUGGGAAUCCGCCCAAUCUGGCAACAACGGGUCGGAAUACAAAAGAGAGGAUCAAGAAAUAGACGUUACAAAAGAAGACAGUCAGAGUCUGACUGACUAUGCUGCCUACCCAGAGGUCCCAGUCCCAGUUUCGGUGUUUGUUCAUUCUUUCAGCCAUCAUUGUUUUGGCGUCCUAAAAGACAGUGAGCACAUUAUUUCUCACUCACAAGUUUCAUAAUCAUAGCGGUGGACUAGGGCUGGAAUUCAGUCAUCGGGUCCUGGAGUCAAGCAUUGCCCUGACACAUGAAAUCACUGCCACAGACUCUGAAGGGCAAAAGAACAAACGUGUAACGUUGCGAGGAACGAGAGGAACAAUGGGAAGAAUGGGUGGAAAAAGAACUGGGCUGUAAGAAGGAAAAAUAAGGGAAAAAAUAAGGAAAAAAAUGGGAAAAGGGACAAAAGGAAUGGAAAUGUUUUUUGAAGUUUAUAACUAAUACGGAGCUCAUGGUUUGGGCAGAGUGGCCUUGUGAUGGUACUCUUCCAGCUUGGGGGUCAGAGGUCAUAUAAACCAAAGAUUGUCUGUCAUAUCAAAAUGUUGAGGUCUGUAUUGAAAGUUGCAUUAAUACUACCCUGAGCAUUUCAUUUCCUGAACUCUUGAACAAUUUCAGAAAAUGACUAACUACACAAUAAAAUGUUCAGUUUUAAAUCAGCUCAGAGUACAUAUGGUCCCUUACUGGACUCAUGUGUAUUCUCUUAGAGUUGAAGUAACUGUGGACAUUUUACAGAGUACUUAGCUGAGCCAGGGAGAGCAGAGAAAAUCCAGGCUCUGUGGUACAGUAAGGAUUCUGUUGUAGCUCAGAGUUCAAGAGGGCGGCUGGUUUCUGCAGAGACAGGAGCAAGAUGGCUUCUACCAUUGACCCCUCUGCGUACAGACCUAGACAUGCACACCAAAUGCAGUAGCGUGCAAAAGCCAUGUUUUCCACGGACACUGUCGGCAGCACAAUGAAACAGUGACCGAAGCACAGUAUUAUUGUUUGUUGUUGUUUGUAUUUUUUUUUUGUAUAAUCCUGAAAUUGUAUUUUUGCACUAAUUCAUUAGUAAUUUUUCCCCUAUAUGAAUGAGAGUGAACAGCCAUAUGAUCAAAGGCAUAUACGUCUAUCUAUGUAUUGUCGCCAUGUUUAUUUCUUUCGUCUUCUUAUCUCAGAGACAGAAUGUGUACAUUCCACAACGGGUACAGAGUGCUUUUCCAGACGCACGCUUUUCCAGACAAACGCUGGGGCCUCGGGUGCGAAAGGGGAGGUUAGCGCCGAGCGGUGUGGCGUAAUUAGUGAAAAGGGGGCCCAAAGGGGCCACAAAUUUCGAACACACAGCACCCCGGGGGGUCAUGUCGUAGGGCGCCCCCCACCCCCCCACCACAGGCUUAACGCCACGUUUACGAGCGAGAGAACCGAGCGCCCCUCUUCCCCUCCCUCAGGCAAUCAGGGGCGUGCUGGCUUUACUGUGGGAGAAAGGGCUCCGUUCAGUCACUCCAUCUGUUCCUCUGUAAAGGAGCUGGUUUACUUACAGUCGACUGCAAAGCCUGCACUGCAUUAAACCAGUGUAAGGCCGCUUCGUAUGCUCCAGGUUUUAGCGGUUUCUCAGCUCUUAAAGGAUUCAUUACACAGUUAGCUGGCCUCACGUCGGUAUCUCAUUUCCGAGCCGACGGUCGGCUUUAAGGUUUAAGAAACAGAAAGGCGCUACCCAGCGCCCGUCCCGAGGGCCACGGCGAGCAACGCCGCGGCCGAGCUUAAAUCACGCGUGACCGACUGCGGCGCAAGAACCGCUCUCUCCAGCUCGCGUGCGUCUGCUCGUUCAGCCGCCAUUUCCUGGUCUGCGGCAUUCCUUUCUCCGACUUUCUUCACUCCGCCCUUAAGCCGUGGCCCCCUUAAUGAUCGCACACUCGACCUUUCAGCGUUUUACAUUUGCCUACGGAGAUUUACAGUUCAGAGCAACGUGGUGUGUUACUUAAUGUCUGGAAAAACUCAUGUUUGAUACUUAAUUUGGCAGGGAAACUACAGCUGUAGUGGAAGCACACAUAUGUGCAGAUUCUGCCAUGAAAUCAAGCACAGUAAGCUAACAUGAAUCAUGACAAUAUUGUAAUUGAAUGAUGAAAUAUUAUGUAAUUUAAUUGUGAUGCCAAUCUGGUCAGCAGGAGAAAUUGCAUUCUGUUAAACAGUAUUGGGUACUGUGCUCAAUGAUUUGGAGAGUGAUAAUGUACAGUAAUGGUGACUAAUUUGUUUGUGCUAAUUUUUAUUUUAUUUUUUUUUGUAAAGUUUUGUAUUCUUUUCAUUGAAUAAAUCCAUGUACAGACGUA